Amphiprion ocellaris (clown anemonefish) is the source of this 7575-nucleotide messenger RNA. Its product is annotated as bile salt export pump-like. The record is from RefSeq and is a predicted model, not a curated record. The transcript is spliced from 29 exons. Gene Ontology annotation, cellular component: membrane. Gene Ontology annotation, biological process: transmembrane transport. NCBI's taxonomy places the organism in Eukaryota, Metazoa, Chordata, Actinopteri, Pomacentridae. Bases 91 to 4170 code for a protein of 1359 amino acids. Gene Ontology annotation, molecular function: ATP binding; ABC-type transporter activity; ATP hydrolysis activity.
CCCAAGUGACAAGCUGCCACAACUAGAAGCACCCUGAGGAUUAACAGCUGCACGUCAAGGAUAACAGAGAUAACACAUCAAUGCCUCAGCAUGCCGACAGGAUCAGUAAAACUACAAAGCAUUAAAAAGCUGGGGCAGGAAAACCACAGCUAUGAGUUUUCUGAUGAAGAACCAGCGGGCUCCGAUAUGAACAUGGCAACUUCCAAAGAGAAUGAUAAUGCUCAGGGAAAUAAGCAGCAACCAGCCAUCAGAGUUGGCUUCUUCCAGCUGUUCCGCUUCGCCACCUGUAAAGAUGUGGUGAUGAUGGUGGUGGGUGGCGUCUGCGCCGUGCUGCACGGCUCGGCCCAGCCCCUCAUGCUGCUGGUGUUCGGCCUGCUCACCGACACCUUCAUCGAGUACGACAUCGAGCUCAACGAGCUGAGCGACGACCGCAAGGAGUGCGUGAACAACACCAUCCAGUGGAAGAGGAACUACACGGCACCGCACCAGAACCAAUCGGGCUGGGGCCUCAUCAACAACUCAACGCUGGAGAUGCUCAUACCGCUGAAGAACAGGACGUGUGGGAUCCUAGACAUUGAAUAUGAAAUGACCCUGUUUGCCUUCUACUACACUGGAAUUGGAGCAGCUGUGUUCUUGCUGGGAUACUUUCAGAUCUCCCUGUGGGUGACAUCCGCCGCCAGGCAGGUUCAGCUCAUCAGGAAAAUGUACUUCAGCAAAGUGAUGAGGAUGGAGAUCGGCUGGUUCGACUGCACCUCUGUAGGGGAGCUCAACACUCGCCUGUCAGACGACAUCAACAAGAUCAACGACGCCAUUGCGGACCAAGUUGCCAUAUUCGUGCAGCGCUUCACCACCUUCGUGUGCGGUUUCUGCGUUGGCUUCGUGAAAGGAUGGAAGCUGACACUUGUCAUCAUUGCAGCAAGUCCACUGAUUGGUGUUGGAGCUGGUCUGAUGGCUUUGUUUGUGGCUAGGCUAACAGGGAUGGAGCUGCAGGCCUACGCCAAAGCUGGUGCUGUAGCCGAUGAGGUCCUCACCUCCAUCAGGACUGUGGCUGCUUUCAGUGGAGAAAAAAAAGAAGUUCAGAGGUACGACAGGAACCUGGUCUCGGCCCAGCGCUGGGGCAUCAGGAAGGGUCUUAUUAUGGGAUUUUUCACCGGAUAUAUUUGGAUGAUCAUCUUCCUGUGCUAUGGUCUGGCCUUCUGGUAUGGCUCCACUCUGGUGGUGGACACUGAGGAGUACACACCAGGAACUCUACUGCAGGUGUUCUUUGGUGUUCUGAUCGCAGCCAUGAAUUUGGGGCAGGCCUCCCCAUGUCUGGAGGCGUUCGCUGCAGGCCGUGGAGCUGCUACCAUCAUCUUUGAGACGAUUGACAGAGAGCCGGAGAUCGACUGUUUCUCUGAGGCUGGAUAUAAGCUCGACAAGGUCAAAGGAGACAUCGAGUUUCACAAUGUGACCUUCCACUACCCCUCCAGACCUGAAGUAAAGAUCCUGGACCAGCUGAGUGUUGCAGUGAAGACAGGGGAGACCACGGCCUUCGUGGGACCGAGUGGAGCUGGGAAGAGCACUGCCAUUCAACUCAUCCAGCGCUUCUACGACCCUAAGGAGGGCAUGGUGACUCUGGAUGGUCAUGACAUCAGAGGGCUCAACAUCCAAUGGCUGCGCUCUCUCAUCGGCAUCGUGGAGCAGGAGCCGGUGCUGUUUGCCACCACCAUCGCUGAAAACAUCCGCUACGGCCGGCCUGGGGUCACCAUGGAGGACAUCGUCAAGGCUGCCAAGGAGGCCAACGCUUACAACUUCAUCAUGGACCUUCCACAGAAAUUCGACACCCUGGUGGGAGAGGGUGGAGGCCAGAUGAGCGGCGGCCAGAAGCAGAGGAUCGCCAUCGCUCGUGCUCUGGUCAGGAACCCUCGGAUUCUGCUGCUGGACAUGGCGACUUCUGCCCUCGACAAUGAGAGCGAAGCUAUAGUUCAAGAAGCUCUGGAUAAAGUACGUUUGGGCCGCACCACCAUCUCCAUCGCUCAUCGACUGUCCACCAUAAAGAACGCUGAUGUUAUCGUGGGUUUUGAGCACGGCCGGGCCGUAGAGAGGGGCAAACACAACGAGCUGCUGGAGAGGAAGGGCGUCUACUUCACUCUGGUCACUCUGCAGAGCCAAGGAGACAAAGCUCUGAACGAGAAGGCUCGGCAAAUGGCUGACACUAAUGAAGAACCAGAGAAGCUGAAUCUGUCCAGAGCAGGAAGCUACCGAGCCAGUUUAAGAGCCUCCAUCCGCCAGCGGUCCAGAUCCCAGCUGUCCAACCUGGUCCCAGAAUCGUCGGUUCCCAUCGCUGGAGAGCUCGGCCCCAGAGCCUACGCCGUGUCACAGGCAGAUAAAUCCAAGAAUACGAUCCCUGACGAUGAGGAUGAAGAACCCAUAGAGCCUGCUCCAGUUGCCCGGAUCCUGAAGUACAACUUACCCGAGUGGCCCUACAUGCUUUUUGGAUCAAUCGGAGCGGCAAUAAACGGCGGCGUCAACCCCGUCUACUCUCUGCUGUUCAGUCAAAUCCUGGCGACUUUUUCUAUAACAGAUCCGGUGACUCAGAGGAGGGAGAUUGAUGGCAUCUGCGUCUUCUUCGUCCUGGUCGGCAUCAUCUCCUUCUUCACCCAGAUGCUGCAGGGUUACGCCUUCUCUAAGUCUGGAGAGCUGCUGACCCGCAGGUUGCGGCGACUCGGCUUCCACUCCAUGCUGGGCCAGGAGAUCGGCUGGUUUGAUGAUCACAGGAACAGCCCCGGAGCUCUGACCACACGUCUGGCCACCGACGCCUCCCAAGUGCAAGGGGCCACGGGUUCACAGAUCGGGAUGAUCGUCAACUCUCUGACCAACAUCGGCGUGGCCGUCAUCAUGUCCUUCUACUUCAGCUGGAAGCUCACCAUGCUCAUCCUCUGCUUCCUGCCCUUCAUCGCCCUCUCAGGAGGCUUCCAGGCCAGCAUGCUCACCGGCUUCGCCAAGCAGGACAAGCAGGCCAUGGAGACGGCUGGACGGAUUUCCGGCGAGGCCCUGAACAACAUCCGCACCAUCGCCGGCCUGGGGAAGGAGAGGAACUUUGUGGAAAUGUACGAAGCCCAGCUGGACGCUCCGUAUCAAGCGGCCCUGAAGAAGGCCAACGUGUACGGAGCCUGCUACGGCUUCGCCCAGUGUGUCGUCUUCCUGACCAACUCCGCCUCCUACCGGUUUGGAGGUUACCUGGUGAAGCAGGAGGGGCUCCAUUUCAGCCUGGUGUUCAGGGUCAUCUCGGCCAUCGUCACCAGCGGCACGGCCCUCGGCAGAGCUUCCUCUUACACCCCGGACUACGCCAAGGCCAAGAUAUCGGCUGCACGUUUCUUCCAGCUGCUGGACCGCGUCCCUCAGAUCAGCAUCUACAGCGACAAGGGACACAAAUGGGAUAACUUCCAGGGCAACAUUGAGUUCAUUGACUGUAAGUUCACCUACCCCACCAGGCCAGACAUCCAGGUACUGAAUGGGCUCAACGUGGCGGUGAAGCCCGGCCAGACGCUGGCCUUCGUGGGCAGCAGUGGAUGUGGGAAGAGCACCAGCGUUCAGCUGCUGGAGAGGUUUUAUGAUCCGGACCACGGCAGAGUGCUGAUUGAUGGCCACGACUCGACUCAUGUCAAUGUGCCCUUCCUGCGUUCCAAGAUUGGCAUCGUGUCCCAGGAGCCCAUCCUGUUCGACUGCAGCAUCGCAGAGAACAUCAAGUACGGCGACAACUCGCGGGAAAUCAGCAUGAAUGAGGUCAUCUCCGCCGCCAAGAAGGCCCAGCUCCACGACUUCGUCAUGUCUCUUCCCGAGAAAUACGACACCAACGUGGGCGCUCAGGGUUCUCAGUUGUCCCGUGGCCAGAAGCAGCGCAUCGCCAUCGCCAGGGCGAUCAUACGUGACCCCAAGAUUCUGCUCCUAGACGAGGCCACCUCCGCCCUGGACACGGAGAGCGAGAAGACGGUGCAAGAAGCCUUAGACAAAGCCAGAGAGGGCCGGACCUGCAUCGUCAUCGCCCAUCGCCUCUCCACCAUCCAGAACUCGGACAUCAUCGCCGUCAUGUCCAGAGGUUUGCUGAUCGAGAAGGGAACUCACGACCAGCUGAUGGCCCUGAACGGAGCCUACUACAAGCUGGUGACCACCGGAGCACCCAUCAGCUAACUGCUCUGGGGAACGGGAGCCGGGGUGCUCUUGGCAGUGCUGCUACGAUACAUGAAGAGAAGCCAGGACUGGAAGGAUGCCAUACUUUAAAUUACAAACAGGAAGGAAGUGCACCUGCUCACUCUAACAGUAUUUAUUCUGGUGAGGAGAUCCUGUCACUAAGAGGGGGAUUUGGUGAUUCACAAACCCCAUUUUGGGGUAUUUUAAGACAGCUAAUCAGUGUCUUUCUUUCAUCAAGUUGUUUUUUUCUCUCUCUCGGGCAUCGGGUCUGUACCAAUAUCCACAGCUACGCUCUCAAUUGGUUGUUUUUCUUAUUGAACAACUGAAAAAUAUCCUCCAUUUGCCGAGUAGGGGCUAGUGGAAAAGCGCCAUAAGUUGGAUUUACAACCAACCAGUGGUGGAAAGAACACAAAACAUUUACCAGUCACUACUCUUCUGAGGUACUUCACCCAAGUAUUACUAUUUGAAGUUACAUUAUAUUUUACUUUAGGCUAUUUCACAGCAGUACUAUACUUCAAAGGUGACAAUUUUAAAUACCAGACAUAUCACUACAUAAUAUCUGGUAUAAACGAUCCAACAGUAGGUGAAAUGACCAAUUACAAGAGUGAAAUGUCCUCUUUUUACAUAAAUACAUUUGUAAUAAUGAUACAGUAAUGUAAUGUAGAGUAAUGCAGGGUAUUUUUAUGCCAUGGUAAUUAAAAUGUGGUGUGUGUUAUGCAUGUGUGCGUUAUAUAGGGAUACCGAAUCACGUGACCUAAAUAUGUAGCGGGCGGCGGCAAUGGAUGGGACACAAUCAUGUGAUCAGCAGCUGACGUAGUGUUCACUUGUUGUCAUGGUUACAGUGAUGCUGUGCCGCUAUCUGGCAAUGAUACAGAAAUCUUUAACAAAUCUGUGGAUCCAGACUAUAAGUCACAUCACUGCCAAAAUCUAAUCACUUGGUCCUUGUGUCAUUUCUGACCUUCAAUGAAUAUUUCAUCCAAAUCUGUUAGUCUGUUUUUGAGUAAUGUUGGUAACAGACAGACAGAUGGACAAACAUACGUUGAUCAUCACAUAACUCCGCCGUUUCCUUGGUGGGGUAAUUACAGAAAUUUUAAACUGAUAUCCAAUGUACUGGAUAUGGCUACACUGUUCCACAGGAUCUAUUUUACCAAAUACAUGCAGCUGAUCUAACAUUGCAGGGAAAUGUGCCUCAGGUUAGCAGCAGCCCUUCAAAUCUGUAAGUCUUGAGUAUCACGUUUCAUGAGUCCGUAUGCUUUAUUCAUGACUGACUACAUUUGGACCAGUCUUACCGGCUCCAGUUUUUGCCCCUCCAUGUUCACAUCUAUCAUCUGCAUUUGGGUCAUAGAGCCCUCUACUUGUUUUUCAAAAAUUAGCAUAACCAGUGAUGUUUUAAAACCCCAUAUCAUCAUUUAAUAACCUAACCGUUGCUGUGAAUGCUCAAAGAAGCUUUUAGAUGGCCACAAGAGACUGUCAGGACUCUGGAGAACAGCUACAAGUGCUUUAAAAAGGAUUUUCAAUCAUCACUGGUUGAAUUAGUAAAUACAUUUUUUUGAAAAAGCAAUGGUUGGCUGUUACAUUCAACAAAAUCAAAUCUCGUUGUUCGUGUUUUUCAAGCAGCUGAAACAUGAAGCCGACAUGGAAGUGGCAAAAAUAGUUUUUUCUUGAAUGAUCACUGCAGCUGCUAAAUAGAUUAAAUCCUUUCAUGUCACACUUUGUUAUAAAUGAAGUUAUGCUGUGUACACUGCUAGUGUAGUAUAGUUUUCUGCACAAACAUAAACCAUCUAUCAUAACUCACCAGAGGCACAUGCAAAUGCUAUUAACACAUAAGGAUGCUUCCACAAAGUGUAAUUUAAAUAAUAUUUCCUCUGGAAGUUUGAUACGCAUUCAGUAUAGCACUGUGCCAGUUGUCUCUACUAUAUUACUUAUCUAAGCGCUUUGCCUUUCACAAGACAUUAGCCAGUUAGCCGUGUUACAUACUUUCAAGUCAAACAUGUCAGGGUUUUCAGAAACGUAGCUUUUCCUACUAAACUAACUUGCACUAGCUAUGUGGGCAUGUCAAAACUAGCACUAGCUAUGUUGGCACGUCAAACUAGAACUAGCACUAUGGGCGUAUCAAACUAGCACUAGCUAUGUGGGCAUGUCAAAACUAGCACUAGCUAUGUGGGCAUGUCAAAGCUAGCACUAGCUAUGUGGGCAUGUCAAAGCUAGCACUAGCUAUGUGGGCAUGUCAAAACUAGCACUAGCUAUGUGGGCAUGUCAAAGCUAGCACUGGCUAUGUAGGUAUGUCAAAGCUAGCACUGGCUAUGUGGGCAUGUCAAAGCUGGCACUAGCUAUGUGGGCGUAUCAAACUAGAACUAGCUAUAUCAAACUAGCACUAGCUAUGUGGACAUGUCAAAACUAGCACUAGCUAUGUGGGCAUGUCAAAGCUAGCACUAGCUAUGUGGGCAUGUCAAAACUAGCACUAGCUAUGUGGGCAUGUCAAAGCUAGCACUGGCUAUGUAGGCAUGUCAAAGCUAGCACUGGCUAUGUGGGCAUGUCAAAGCUGGCACUAGCUAUGUGGGCGUAUCAAACUAGAACUAGCUAUAUCAAACUAGCACUAGCUAUGUGGACAUGUCAAAACUAGCACUAGCUAUGUGGGCAUGUCAAAGCUAGCACUAGCUAUGUGGGCGUAUCAAACUAGAACUAGCUAUAUCAAACUAGCACUAGCUAUGUGGGCGUAUCAAACUAGAACUAGCUAUAUCAAACUAGCACUAGUGAUGUCAGCAUGUCAAAGCUAGCACUAGCUAUGUAGGCAUGUCAAAACUAGCACUAGCUAGCUUAGCUUGAAAACAAGAUUUUCAUGUGAGCUAACGUUACUUUUUCUUUAUGCUAGUGUUAUUUGUGUAAAGGGGUUGUUUGGCCUUUAAAGCUGGAGUUUUAAUUCUAAUCCCAAGUGUUCUAAGCUACAGAUUUUUAAAAGUCUGGUGUCUAUGUGUCUAACAGAGCGCUUGAGAAAGAUGUUUACUGAAAUAUUAUCACUGCUGUUGGUAUAUUCAGGUGGCAGAGGAGGUUGUCUGCUAAUCACAAGGUUGGCAGGAAAUAUAUGGUCUUUAUGAGUGUAUGGAAACCUUUGUUGACGGCUGUCUAGUGGAUUGUUUGUUGCAUUGACUGCUGAUGUGCCCAACUGAUUGCUAUGACGAGCAGGAACAAGGUCACCUGAUCAAUGCUGGAGGCAGCCCAUUGAUUAUUUAAUGCUCAGCACAUUAUACUACUUCUGUAUCUGCCAAGCACACAGACAUGGGUAUUUAUUAAAAGCCUUUUUAUCAGUCAGAUCUGCAUCAGUGUUCCAAAAGUGUUUACAUUAGAUUGAAAAAAUGCAUUUUUAUCUGAAUCCCAGAAGUAAACUAUUGAUUUUGUUCAACCAGG